Molecule: messenger RNA, 1131 nt
Organism: Tupaia belangeri chinensis (Chinese tree shrew)
Lineage: Eukaryota; Metazoa; Chordata; Mammalia; Scandentia; Tupaiidae
Gene: ZNHIT1
Product: zinc finger HIT-type containing 1
Exons: 5
Coding region: 448-912 (154 amino acids)
Biological process (GO): chromatin remodeling
Source: RefSeq, a predicted model, not a curated record
CCUGGGAAGCUGGAAUUGAGCUCUGAAAAAGGGCCAUAGACACCUCGAAUUGCCCACUCAAGCCUACCCACUUCGACAGCCUGAGCCACCACCUUUCCUGCCCCGGGGGAAGCAUUAUGGGCCGCCUUUGCGAUGACAGCAUCUUCAGGAGGACCAAAGGAAAACGUUUUCCGAAAGACCUCCAGUCCCGCUUCUUUAAAACGUCUCAUUUUGGGGCUCCCACAAAAUUCACACAACCACACUGAGGCCGGAAGUGGUUUUGCCACUAUAAAACAUGGCGGAAAGCUUUUCCGUCUCCAAGGGAACAUCACGUAAUGAGUCGACACGGUGCGAAAUUAUUAUGCGCAAGCGUAGAAACACGCGCUACCGGAAGUGAUGGUGCCCCUACCGACCCUAUUGGUUUAGUACGCGUACUCCGCAGGCUCUUCCGGCAGCUGCGCUGUGCAAAUGGUGGAGAAGAAGACCUCGGUUCGCUCGCAGGACCCCGGACAGCGGCGGGUGCUGGACCGGGCUGCCCGGCAGCGUCGCAUCAAUAGGCAGCUCGAGGCUUUGGAGAAUGACAACUUCCAGGAUGACCCCCACGCAGGACUCCCUCAGCUCGGCAAGAGGCUACCUCAGUUUGAUGAUGAUGCAGACACGGGAAAGAAAAAGAAGAAAACUCGGGGUGAUCAUUUUAAACUUCGCUUCCGAAAAAACUUUCAGGCCUUGCUGGAGGAGCAGAACCUGAGUGUGGCCGAGGGCCCCAACUACCUGACAGCCUGUGCGGGGCCCCCAUCCCGGCCCCAGCGCCCCUUCUGUGCUGUCUGUGGCUUCCCCUCCCCAUACACCUGCGUCAGCUGUGGUGCCCGCUACUGCACAGUGCGCUGUCUUGGCACCCACCAGGAGACCAGGUGUCUAAAGUGGACCGUGUGAGCGUGGGUGUCUCCACAGAGAAAUGACCUCUGCACACCUGGCCUCUCAGAGGCAUUGCCAAAGGAGGGGGGCUCCCCCUGGACUGAAGGAGAAGCUGUUUGCUCACUCAGCACAACUGCAUCUCACCUGCCAGGGAAGGCCAGUCGCACUCCCAGGGACUCAGGCAGGAGGUGGGUCGAGCCUGCAGAGUAUCGUUGUAAUAAAGGCCUAGUGCCAGGA